Molecule: messenger RNA, 384 nt
Organism: Penicillium diatomitis
Lineage: Eukaryota; Fungi; Ascomycota; Eurotiomycetes; Eurotiales; Aspergillaceae
Exons: 1
Coding region: 1-384 (127 amino acids)
Source: RefSeq, a predicted model, not a curated record
AUGCCCUCCAAGACCCGAAAGUCACUUGAGGCUCUCGUGGCCUACCUCAAGCAGUCGAAGAGCCGCCGCAGUACGAUAUUGAAUGGACAAGGUGAGCCUGGUCACCGGGCUGCCCCGGCUCGCGGGGGAAACCACGACACAAGAAUCGGAAGCCGAAUUGAUGUUGGAGAAGUCAUCAAGAAAGCUGGCAAGGAAUAUCGACGUUACAAAUUUCAGCUCAAUCUGAACGCUCAAGAUUCCACUCUGAAGAAAAAGGCUGCUCAAGAUUCUCACAAGGUUUAUUCGACUGCAGAUGUAGAGAUUAAAGGGGACAGGACUGAGGAGGAAGAAGAGCAGGCGAUGCGGGACUUCGAGGACCAACUGUCAAAGAACUUGGAAGAGUAG